This is a messenger RNA of Atta colombica, 1217 nucleotides long. RefSeq names its product splicing factor 3A subunit 2 (gene Sf3a2). The transcript is spliced from 2 exons. The record is from RefSeq and is a predicted model, not a curated record. Gene Ontology annotation, cellular component: catalytic step 2 spliceosome; nucleus; U2-type prespliceosome. The coding region runs from base 203 to 1027 and encodes 274 amino acids. Gene Ontology annotation, biological process: spliceosomal complex assembly. Gene Ontology annotation, molecular function: zinc ion binding; nucleic acid binding. NCBI's taxonomy places the organism in Eukaryota, Metazoa, Arthropoda, Insecta, Hymenoptera, Formicidae.
UCUAAUCUCGAGUGCGAAUGUGAAGCAGCAGGCCAUCUAUCUGGUAACAUCAUAAAACGCGGUUAUAUUAUACUAAGGUUAUGUUAAACUAAGCAAAUUCAAGUGAGGUUAUUGAUGUAUUUUUCGAUAACGUUGACGAGUGUCUGCACUUGCAAAGAGCGAUUUUUAUUCUAUUGACGCGGCCUACUCUCGGAGAACAACAAUGGAUUUCCAGAAUCGUCCAGGCGGCAAAACCGGCGGCGGCGGCGUCGCCUCCUGGUCGGAAAGUAAUCGCGAUCGCCGGGAGCGUCUCCGUCAGCUCGCCCUGGAGACUAUUGAUCUAAACAAGGAUCCGUAUUUUAUGAAAAAUCACCUGGGCUCAUAUGAAUGUAAACUAUGUCUUACUCUACACAACAAUGAGGGCAGUUAUCUAGCACACACUCAGGGUAAGAAACAUCAAGCCAAUUUAGCCAGGAGAGCUGCGAAAGAAGCUAAGGAAGCACCACAGACCCUUGCACCAGAGAAGCCUCGGGUCGAACCGAAGAAAUUUGUGAAGAUCGGUCGACCUGGUUAUCGAGUCACCAAGCAGCGUGAUCCAGAAUCUGGUCAGCAGAGUCUGCUAUUUCAAGUCGAUUAUCCGGAGGUGGCGGACAAUGUGAUACCACGACAUAGAUUCAUGUCUGCCUAUGAACAAAGAGUCGAGCCACCAGAUCGCAAGUGGCAGUAUCUGCUGUUUGCAGCUGAGCCAUAUGAGACCAUCGCCUUCAAAGUUCCUAGUAGAGAAGUAGAAAAGGCAGAGGGAAAGUUUUGGACUCACUGGAACAAGGACACAAAACAAUUUUUCUUGCAAUUUGCAUUUAAAAACGAGAAGCCGUCUGUGGGUAAAGUACCACCACCGCCAGUUCCUCUGAUAAGACCAGGAUUAGGCCCGAUGGUGCCUGUUCCACCACCUCCACCCAGACCACCAAUGUUUAAUCCGGUACCACCACCACCAGCUCUCUUGGCACCCGGGAUGCAAAUACCUCCACCACCACCUCACAUAGCAUAAGAAAUCUGGAAUACAAUACAUAUUUAUAUAAUCUUUUUCAUUUUAUUAUUAAUGCUUAAAUCUUCGCUAUCUACAUGUUACAAAAGAUCGAUUUUAUUCUAAAUCACAAAAAAAUUAAAAUGUGUUUAGAUUGUGUAAUAUAAGUGAAAUCUAAUUAUAAUUUUAUAAGAAUAAAACAAAUUGUGAGAAA